Ochotona curzoniae (black-lipped pika) is the source of this 2028-nucleotide messenger RNA. RefSeq names its product platelet derived growth factor D (gene PDGFD). Gene Ontology annotation, molecular function: platelet-derived growth factor receptor binding; growth factor activity. Gene Ontology annotation, biological process: positive regulation of ERK1 and ERK2 cascade; positive regulation of MAP kinase activity; positive regulation of cell migration. Gene Ontology annotation, cellular component: membrane. The transcript has 7 exons. The coding region runs from base 1 to 1116 and encodes 371 amino acids. The record is from RefSeq and is a predicted model, not a curated record. Lineage: Eukaryota; Metazoa; Chordata; Mammalia; Lagomorpha; Ochotonidae.
AUGCACCGGCUCAUCUUCGUGUAUCUGCUAGUCUGCGUAAACUUCUGCACUUCGGCCACUCCUCAGAGCACAUCCAUCAGAGCUUUACGCAACGCCAAUCUCAGGCGAGAUGAGAGCAAUCACCUCACAGACUUGUACCGAAAAGAUGAGACCAUCCAGGUGACAGGAAAUGGCCACUUGCAGAGUCCUCGCUUCCCGAACAGCUACCCCAGGAACCUGCUUCUGACGUGGCGCCUCCACUCUCACGAGAAAACCAGGAUACAACUAGCGUUUGACCAUCAGUUUGGAUUAGAGGAGGCAGAAAAUGAUAUCUGUAGGUAUGAUUUUGUGGAAGUUGAAGACGUAUCUGAAACCAGUACUGUUAUUAGAGGGCGAUGGUGUGGACACAAGGAAGUUCCUCCAAGGAUAACCUCAAGAACAAACCAGAUUAAAAUCACAUUCAAGUCUGAUGACUACUUUGUGGCUAAACCUGGAUUCAAGAUUUAUUAUUCUUUUGUGGAAGAUUUCCAGCCUGCAGCAGCAUCAGAGACCAACUGGGAAUCAGUCACCAGCUCUAUCUCAGGCGUAUCGUAUCACAGCGUAUCGUAUCACAGUCCAUCAGUAACAGAUCCCACUCUGAUUGCGGAUGCUCUGGACAAAACAGUUGCAGAAUUUGAUACUGUGGAAGAAGUGCUUAAACACUUCAAUCCAGGCUCGUGGCAAGAAGAUCUUAAGAAUUUGCAUUUGGAUGCUCCGCGUUACCGAGGCAGGUCUUACCAUGAGCGUAAGUCAAAAGUUGACCUGGAUAGGCUCAAUGAUGACGUCAAACGAUACAGCUGCACACCCAGGAAUUAUUCUGUCAAUUUAAGAGAGGAGCUAAAGCUGACCAAUGUGGUCUUCUUCCCACGAUGCCUCCUUGUGCAGCGCUGUGGAGGAAACUGUGGCUGUGGAACUGUCAACUGGAAGUCCUGCAGAUGCAGUUCAGGGAAAACUGUGAAAAAGUAUCAUGAGGUAUUAAAGUUUGAGCCUGGCCAUUUCAAGAGGAGGAACAGAGCAAAGAAUAUGGCUCUUGUUGACAUCCAGUUGGAUCAUCAUGAACGGUGUGACUGUAUCUGCAGCUCAAGACCACCUCGAUAAACGAUUGUGCACACACUUACAUUAAGCAUGCGAGAGCAUUUAGGUUAAGCAGGAGGCAGCAAGAGACCCUUUUCCCACCAGCAACUGAACAUAAUACUAGCCUACAUUGCAAUAAAUACAAGUGGUUGCUGAGUUUCAACCUAGCUUAAUUAGCAUCAUAGCACAUAGAAAGGGUAUGUCAUCAAUCUUUAUAUCCAAGAAUAUAGGACUGCAUUUAACGAUAGUACAAGAGGAGAUAUAUACAUCAUAUAUAUUUAUGAUAUAUAUCUCCAUAUCUAGAUGUAAAUAAGUCAAAUGACUUCAAUAUAUAUAAUCAGAAACACCGGGGCAUAUAAAUGGACAUUUCCAAUCUUACUCUUAUGACAAAAUAAGAGGAAUAUCAAAUAUGUGUUUCUUUUAUAUUUCAAAAGAUGAAUCAUUUUUGUUAUAGCUUCAAUCACAAAAUAACUUUCCAUCUUUGUUUAUGAAAGUAUCUUGUGUGUUAAAAACAAACAGCAAAAUUUCUUAUGUACAUUGUGUCUUAGUUGAUUAUAAUACAAAAGAAAAAUAUGAGUUUUGGGAAAAGAGCAAAUACUUAAUCAUUUUCCCCAGGUGAUAUACUUACCUAUGUAGAUGAUAAUUAUCUGUGUCCAAAACUGUGCCAAAAAAAUACAGGUGCUUUAGAAAGUAAGACAUGAAGUGUUUUGAUACAUUUUCUAAGGUACACCAACUCAUUUCACACCUGUCUUGGAAAAAUUACUCAGAAGCUUAUUGUAAUAUGCCAGCAAGAGACAAUAUAUAGCUUGUAGCCAAAUUUCAAAUUGUUUUCUUCCCAUAAGUCCUCAACAAAAGCAAAUCCUCCCAAGAAUGACCUGAGACUUGUAUAUGAACCAUUCAAAAAGAUAUUCAUUAGCAGAGUUAGACAGUUCAAAG